This is a messenger RNA of Toxotes jaculatrix (banded archerfish), 1554 nucleotides long. Its product is annotated as protein kinase C and casein kinase substrate in neurons protein 3. Gene Ontology annotation, biological process: cytoskeleton organization; regulation of endocytosis; plasma membrane tubulation. Lineage: Eukaryota; Metazoa; Chordata; Actinopteri; Toxotidae. Bases 260 to 1426 code for a protein of 388 amino acids. The record is from RefSeq and is a predicted model, not a curated record. The transcript is spliced from 10 exons. Gene Ontology annotation, molecular function: phospholipid binding; protein binding. Gene Ontology annotation, cellular component: endosome; cytoplasm; plasma membrane.
AGGAAAAAAAGAAGCCAACUCAUCUGACACAAACAGUGGGCCAAAGAAAGGGGAAGAGCAGGAGCAGCACUGUCCAGGACGAGUGGAAAAUCAAAGUUGGAGAGGCUGAAGAGGAGUGUGAAGAAGACAAGUCAGGGAGAAAAGGAUCCUGAGAGUCUGCACAAAGAUUGGAUUAAAAAAAAAAGUUUUAACCAGCCAAACAAAGGAGGAAAAAGGGGGUUGAAGCAGAGAGGGCCCCAACAUUCAGAGAGAGAACAGGAUGUCGACCCUGCCAUCGGAAAACAGCCCUGAAGAUGCAAACAAUCGCAGCUUCUGGAUGCCUGGGAACUAUCAGCGCACUGUGAAGCGAACAGAAGAUGCCUUCCAGGCCUGUAAUGACAUAGUGGCCUGUUUCCAAGAGAGAGCUCGGGUGGAGAGGCAGUACGCCCAGCAGCUCAGUGAAUGGAGCAACAAGUGGAAGCCAGUAGUGGACUCCAGUCCUCUGUAUGGAUCUCUUCUGAAGGCUUGGCAGUGCUUUUUGUCCUCUGCAGACCGGCUAGCCUCCUUACACGCCUCCAUCUGUCGCUCCCUGGUGUCGGAGGAUGGAGACCGGGUCAGGACCUGGCAGAAGGACACCUUCCACAAGAAGUUGUUUGGAGGCUUCAAGGAGUCCCAGGACAUCGAGACGGGCUUCGCACGUGCCCAGAAGCCGUGGGCCAAGCGACUUAAAAAGCUGGAUAAAACCAGGAGGGCAUAUCAUAAGGUGAGCCGUAAGGAGCAGGCAGCCAGGGACAGAGAGGCACACGCUCAGGGAAAUCCAGAUGUUGCCAUCGACAAACAAAAGAAGAUCCAGGAGGAGAGAGAGCUGGCUCAGCAGGAGGCCGAGAAGGUUCGUGCCCGCUACGAGAAAGUCCUGGAGGAGGUGAACCGCUACGCUCCUCGCUACAUGGAGGAGAUGGAGUCCACCUUUGACCAAUCGCAGGACGAAGAGAGGAAGAGGAUUGUCUUCCUCAAACAGGCCUUCCUGUCCAUCCACAAACAUCUGGACAUUACCAACGAUGAGAGUGUGAGAGCUGUGUACAAUGAGCUCCACAACACACUGAUGGCCAUCGAUGAGCAAGAAGACCUUCGCUGGUGGAAGAACACCCACGGGCCUGGCAUGCCCACCGACUGGCCUCACUUCCAGGAAUGGACGCCUGAAAAGAAAGACAAAAAAGGGAAGAAGGAGGUGGAGAAGAAAGGAACAAUAGAGAGGAGUGUGAUGAUUGGAGGAGUGAGAGUAAGAGCUCUGUAUGAUUAUGUUGGCCAGGAGACAGAUGAGCUGUCCUUUAAAGCAGGUGAGGAGUUUUUGAAGACUGAGGAUGAGGAUGAUCAGGGCUGGUGUCGGGGGAUGAAGGACGGAGGGUGGGAGGGGCUUUACCCAGCCAACUACGUGGAGGUAGUGUAGUUAUCACAUGUAGACCUGCGAAUAAAAGAUCGUUGUGCAUCACAUGCUUCAUUUCACUGUGGAUUUCACAGCCUGGUUACAUUUCUAAAGGGUCAGAGAAGAAAACCAAUGCUGUAAACAACAACACC